AUGUAGGGCGUCGGAACGUCGGAAAUGCUUCGAGCCCUUCGUCGUUGAAACUUCCGCCGAUUCUCCGCCCUGUCGACCUCGAUUAACUUCGUACUCCUCCUCGCUUUCUUCUUUCGCCGCUAUCUCGACACACGAGAUAAGAUAAACUGGGCGAAGCCGUCUGAAGCAGGUGUUUCACUUGCAGUUCGUUGCGAUGGGUGUCGCCUGCCCUCGGCAAAAUAUCGCGUCAGAGUGCUUAGUCUUCUAACUUAGACGAUGCGAGGUGUUCUUGGGGAGUGAAAAAAGUCUCAUACGUGUCCGUGCUUUGGUCUGUCUUCGUCGCCACGGUCUCAACCGGAACUACCAUCGGGUCCAAAGAACAACCGACGUUCAAUCCCAGCUGUAACGCCAUUUAAACGUUAAUGUGCCGUCUGCCACUUCACGCAACGGUCAUGGUCCUCUAUGACGCUCUUCAAACGUUGAGGUGUAUUCUACUUUAAUCGACGGUUAAUUUUACCCACAACUCUGUUUAAGACGUUUAGUACUGUCUUAUGUUGUGAAGCAGCGGCUAGAGGUACGGCAUUCUUUAAACGUCGAACUUUCUUCGACUAGUGAUAUCGACGAUCGUUUAGUUGCGGUGUGAGUCCAACCAUGUUGUGGACGGUGUUUGCCACGCUGGUGGCUGUGGUGGUGGUGUUGUUGCCACGAGGUGACUCGGCAAUAUCGGGGUCGUUCGACAACCCCGGGUUUAAGGAGGACCGAACCACGAUAGUUGAGAUGUUUGAGUGGACAUGGGCCGAUGUGGCGCGAGAGUGCGUGGACUUCCUCGGACCUCACGGAUACGGCGCAGUUCAGGUGUCGCCACCCAGCGAAAACGCGGUUCAGCUGUACACGACUCCCGGCGGGGACAAGGUGCGGUCCUGGUACGAGCGCUACGAGCCGGUCAGCUACCAGAUCUCCUCUCCCAGCGGAGAUCUCAAUGACUUCGAGGAAAUGGUGCGCGAGUGCGAAAAAGCGAACGUUCGAGUGUACGUGGACGUCGUCCUCAACCACAUGACCUCGGACAUCGGUGAGGGCCAUGGCUACAACGGAAGCGCCUUUAAUUCGGACAACCUCGUGUACGAAGCGGUUCCGUACCGAGCCAGCGACUUCCACUCGUCAGCAGACUGCGGCACUGCCAGCGGGGAGAUCGAGGACUAUAGCAACGUAGUGCAGGUUCGAAACUGCAAGUUCAGGGGUCGCGCGGACCUCAACCACCUUCGUGAGCACGUCCGCCAGAAGAUAGUGGAGUACCUGCGACGUCUCGUAUCUCUCGGAGUAGCUGGCUUCAAGAUCGACGGGGCCCAGUACAUCUGGCCGCAAGAUUUGGCGGCCAUCUAUGGGCAGAUCAAGCCAGCACCGGAAGUUGAGAACGGUCUGGACGCCGUUGUCGAUGACACUCUUUUUAUCUACCAUGAACUGUCUGCCCUCAACGUCACUUCCGGCGACGACUACAGGGCUCUCGGUGCCGUGACUGAUUCCAAGUUCUUCAAAAAGACAGCCAACGUCCUUAGGAAGACCAAGGGAUCUGAGCUGAGGGACCUCAAGCAAGACGUGUUGCACUGGUCUUCGAGAGACGUACUGUACGUCGACAACCACGAGACCCAGCGUGGAGUGGACGUUUCGGACCCGAAGCAGGACGUCGUCUCGUACCAGGACCGGAGAAACCACGUCCUGGCCAACAUCCUGAUGCUGGCCAUGCCGCAGGGCAUUCCCCGAGUCAUGAGCAGCUACGCUCUGAACGUAGACGUUCAGCCCUACGUUCCUCCGCAGAAGCUGGGCCCGCCUUCGGACCACGCCUUCAACACCCGUCCCGUGCUCAUGAAGGAGGACUACGCCUGCUACAAUGGAUGGAUAUGUGAACACAGGUGGCUACCCAUACGAAACAUGGUCAAGUUCCGCAAUGUUGUCGCUUCGGCGCCUGUCACCAACUGGUGGAACGACAGCGAGGACGCCGUAGCGUUCGCCAGGCUCCGCAAGGGCUUCGUGUUGAUCAACAACGGCCGCUCCACGGUCACGGGACUGUUCAACACCACCCUGCCUCAGGGCUACUACUGCGACAUCCUCAGCGGCAGUUCGGUGGACCGCAGAUCCUGCACGGGCAACGUGGUUCGGGUCAGGGAGGACGGUUUCUCCGAGCUGGCCGUUGAAGGCGUCGGAGACGUGCCUGCCGUCGCCAUUCAAGCGGACGAAAGGGUGUUUCCGGAUUUCUUUUAAAAAGCCAGUACUCUACACACAUGUCAAGACCAGCUUCAAAGGCCAUAUGAUUAAUUGUGGAAUAUCUUAAUUAUUUCAUUUUGCCUCGA
This is a messenger RNA of Ixodes scapularis (black-legged tick), 2324 nucleotides long. RefSeq names its product alpha-amylase 2. The transcript has 7 exons. The record is from RefSeq and is a predicted model, not a curated record. Gene Ontology annotation, molecular function: alpha-amylase activity; cation binding. Gene Ontology annotation, biological process: carbohydrate metabolic process. Lineage: Eukaryota; Metazoa; Arthropoda; Arachnida; Ixodida; Ixodidae. The coding region runs from base 631 to 2235 and encodes 534 amino acids.